CACUACGUACUGUACUCUGGCAAAAAGAAGUCGUUGCAACAACACAGCAGACGUUCUGUUGUGCCGUAUGUCGACGAACACCGUUCAUCACACUGCCAGUUGCUCUUCAUAAAACCUACACAAGGACAGCGUAACAACAAUGAAGCUCUCUUUCGCUUAUCCAAUUUUAGUGGCCGCUUUGUCGAGCGGCUUCACGACCAAUACUCGUCAUCGUGCCGGGAGUGCAACGCUACAGCCCGGGGCAUUGGUAGCCGAAACGCACCAUCGCUCCGUGAAAAGUUUUCUUUCCUCAUCUGCAUCCGACGAUUCCGACGAUGCGUCAUCAGCAGCGGAAAUCGGAGCAGAGGUUGCAGAUGCAUCUGCGAGUGAUAGCAGCAACACAGGAUCGGCGGCACUGGAUUGGCAAAACGAGCAAAAGAAACAAGCAGCCGAAAAAGAGAAUGAAGAGUCCGACGCAGGCGACAGCAGCGACAAGGACGACAGCGACGUAGAACCACCUCUGAAGAUUGCCAUCGUCGGAGGAGGAUGGGGUGGUUGGGGAGCUGCCAAGGCGAUUUGCGAAUCCAAGGAAAAUGUCGAACUGACCCUACUGGAUGCUCUGCCCGACCCCACCGGUGCGACCCCCUUCGUGUCCAAGUCGGGAAAGCCGGUAGAGGCCGGAACACGUGGAUUUUGGAAGGACUACCCAAAUAUCAACAAGUUGUGCGAAGAACUCGGAUUGAACGAAUCGGAUAUCUUCACAUCCUUUACCAAUUCUUCCUUUUAUUCACCUGACGGAUUGGAGGCGACCGCUCCUGUGUUUUCGGAAGGAAAGAUUCCCAAAAUCGAUACUCCGCUUCCAUUCCUAAACCAGCUUUCUGGGCAAUCGUUUCCGCAGCUUCCCUCUCCGCUGGGUCAAAUCCUAUCCACCUUUCCUCUCUUUGAGCGCAUUCCGUUGCAAGAUCGCGCCUCCAUGGUCGGCCUCUUAGUUGCUACCGUUGACUGUAUUGGGAACGACGUAGCUGUGCAAGAGAAAUACGACCGCAUGUCGGCACAAGACUUGUUCAUUCUUUUUGGACUCAGUGAGCGACUCGUUGAAGACUUUAUCAAGCCCACAUUGCUCGUGGGGCUCUUCAAACCUCCAGAAGAAUUGAGUGCCCUGGUGGUAAUGGAGCUCUUGUAUUAUUAUGCGUUGGCACAUCAGGAUAGUUUCGAUGUGCGAUGGAUCAAGAACGGAACAGUCAGCGAUUCCUUAAUUCUUCCUCUCGCAACUCAUUUGCAGGAGGACUAUGGUUUGGAAGUUAAAGGAGGAUCUUUUGUUUCAAAAAUAAUGUACGAUGAUUCGGAGGCUACUAAGAAGACCAGCAUUGAGUACAAAACACGUGAUGGGGAAGUUUCAACUAUGGAUGUAGACGGAAUUGUUCUGGCUCUAAAUGGCAAGGGAAUGUCGGCGGUCAUGACGAACAGCCCGGAUCUUGCAAAAUAUCCCACGUUCAGCAAGGCAGCAUCCAUGGCAAACGGUGUGGAUGUUAUCUCGGUCCGUCUCUGGCUCGAUCGGUAUGUUCCCACCCGGACUCCAGCGAAUGUCUUCUCUAGGUUUGAUGCCCUUCGAGGAAGCGGAGGAACAUUCUUUAUGCUGGACCAAUUUCAAGCCGAAAACGAAGAUGCACUCUGGGGAGAUGAAACUCCCCAAGGGUCGGUCUUGGCCUGUGACUUUUACAAUGCCGGAGCCCUUUUGAGUUUGAGCGACGACAAGAUCACAGAGAUUCUCAUGAAGGAAUUGCUUCCGGAGGCCGUUCCCGACUUUGCCUACGCAAACGUCGUCGACAGCUGGGUUGGAAAGUUCCCUGGAAGUGUCAGCUUCUUCUCACCCGGUAGCUUCAAUCGCCGCCCACCGAUGCAGGGAGAUCCGGAUGUACCGACCAUCAAGUUUGCCGGUGACUGGGUUCGAAUGGGGGACAUGGAACACGGCGCGAAGGGGCUUUGCCAAGAGCGCGCCUACGUGUCCGGAAUACAGGCCGGAAAUCUUUUGCUGGACGAAACGAUCGGUAAAUCCAGACUGUAUAAGCAUCCCGUCCUUCCAGUUCGCGAGGACGAGGCCCAAUUCAAGGCUGCCGUAGCCCUGAACAAGCAAGUGAUGAAGGUUCUGCCCAGGUUUUGGGUACGAUAAAGAAACCUACAUUAUAAUUGAGAGGCAUUGACAAUGGGGAAAAAGACAAAAAUAAUUUUUGUAAAAGUAUGAACUGCUAAGAAAUUAGUGACAGAGUU
Pseudo-nitzschia multistriata is the source of this 2247-nucleotide messenger RNA. The record is from the annotation of a GenBank genome assembly. Lineage: Eukaryota; Bacillariophyta; Bacillariophyceae; Bacillariales; Bacillariaceae.